Molecule: messenger RNA, 1749 nt
Organism: Ictidomys tridecemlineatus (thirteen-lined ground squirrel)
Lineage: Eukaryota; Metazoa; Chordata; Mammalia; Rodentia; Sciuridae
Gene: Ascl5
Product: achaete-scute family bHLH transcription factor 5
Biological process (GO): regulation of transcription by RNA polymerase II; developmental process
Molecular function (GO): RNA polymerase II transcription regulatory region sequence-specific DNA binding; protein dimerization activity; DNA-binding transcription factor activity, RNA polymerase II-specific
Source: RefSeq, a predicted model, not a curated record
UGCAUGAUGCUACAAUCCCUUCUGAAGAUGAGUGUGUCACAAAGAAGUCCCUAACGCAGACGUUUCCUAACUGAUAUUUUCACUCUUCCCCUUUUUAGAAACGUUUCCCGGGACCCCUCUGCUGAGCCGGUGCACUUCUGACAGUUCGGGCCCCUAAACAGUCUGGAGAUUCCUGAGUCCAAGAAAAAUAAGAACCAAGCACUAGGGGAUCCCUGGCAUGGAGGCUUGGAGCUAGGGCCAGUGGAAGGUGCCCAUUCUGGAUUGCAGAAGGAGGCAGAGCGGGCAGCUCAGCUGCCCUACCCAUGGGUGCAGGGGAGAAGGGCCAGGGCCCUCGGAGAUCCACAGCACCAUAAGCUGGAUGGGAAAGGAUAUCCUCUGAGCCUCUGGGAGUGGCCACACUUGUCCCAAGCAAUGGAUGGCGUUAGGGAGUGCCCGGAAGCCACCUUGAGGCAAAAAGAGGACCUAAUAAAUCCUGGUGCUCCAGAGCUCCUGCUGCUGAUGUGACUUGUCUACCGUGUCAGGACCUUGCAGACCCCACAUAGGGGCCAUUCAGUGAGGGUAUCACUCUGGGUCCAGCUCCACGCAGCACCAUGAACGAUAACUUCUGCAGGGCCCUGGUGGACCGGAGGCCCAUGGGACCCCCCAGCUGCAUGCAACUGGGUGUUGUGCCCCCUCCCAGGCAGGCGCCACUGCCCCCGGCCGAGUCCUUGGGUAACGUACCCUUCCUGCUGUACCCAGGCCAUGCGGAGCCACCUUACUACGACGCCUACGCGGGAGUGUUCCCCUACAUGUCCUUCCCCGGAGCCUUUGGGGUCUAUGACUACCCCUUCGAACCCGCCUUCAUCCAGAAGCGCAACGAGCGCGAGCGGCAGCGCGUCAAGUGCGUCAACGAGGGCUACGCGCGCCUCCGCGGCCACCUCCCGGGCGCGCUGGCCGAGAAACGGCUCAGCAAGGUGGAGACGCUGCGCGCCGCCAUCCGCUACAUCAAGUACUUGCAGGAGCUGCUGAGCGCGGCCCCCGACGGGGCGGCCCCAGCCUCCACCCGCAGCCUCCCGGGCAUCGGGCCAGCUGCUCUCCAGCCGGACUGCCCCGGCGACUGCGGGGCCCGGGCGCCCCACUCUCUGGUGCCCGAGUCGAACGAGUCCUCCUGCUUCUCCUCCUCGCCCUUUCUCGAGUCGGAGGAAUCCAGCCAUUGAUCGGACAGUGGCUGCUCCUCCGCAGGCACCAUCCCAUUCUGGGAAGGUCACCCGCUGUGCCGUCAUCCUCGUACCUGCCUCCCCCCUCUCUGCCUCGGCCCGCAUUUGGGAAAGUUAGUUGGGGCCAGCUUGUAGCUCUGUGGUCCAUACCGCAGCGUAGCCUUGUCUCUGAGAGUGCGCGGGAAGCGAGCCGAUUUGAAUGCGCCAUGCCCCGACCCUCCGCAAGAUGGCCUCAGAUACUAACGACCGGUUACCACUUGGGAGAGGAACCCAGAGGGAGGGGAGGGAGGCCAGACUGCUUUUGCACUCAGCCUGGAUGGAACAGCCAGACUUGGAAGGAUGGGAUGUGUGUGCACCACGGGUGGCACUCUCUGGCUUCCUUGAUGGAGGGCCAUCACCCCGCCUCCCCAAAUCCUCAGUGUAGCCUUCUCAGGUUUUCCCCAGGUUGAAUGAGAACUGCAUUUCCCCCCUAAGACUUAUAAAACUCUGGGGUCCAUUAGCACUGUGUUUGCACCAAAAGGCUAAAUAAAUGCAUUGUUGACUUUUGUGAUUC